Polyodon spathula (Mississippi paddlefish) is the source of this 3996-nucleotide messenger RNA. RefSeq names its product lateral signaling target protein 2 homolog. Bases 344 to 3334 code for a protein of 996 amino acids. The transcript has 14 exons. Lineage: Eukaryota; Metazoa; Chordata; Actinopteri; Acipenseriformes; Polyodontidae. Gene Ontology annotation, molecular function: metal ion binding. Gene Ontology annotation, cellular component: early endosome membrane. The record is from RefSeq and is a predicted model, not a curated record. Gene Ontology annotation, biological process: negative regulation of epidermal growth factor-activated receptor activity.
GCUCAGACAGAGGAGUGGGGAGGGGGUGUUGUCAGAUGAGAAGGACUGGCAUAAGAACGGGGAUAGGGGAGCUGUGCACGUAUUACUGCUUGCAUUGAUGCAGGGAAGUCAUUGCACCGGGGUGAGACCAGCCCAAGCGACCAUAGAGUAUUGUGUACAUAUUCAUCAGAAAUGAACAGGUAACGCUUCUCAUAAAAGGACAUACAGCACAUACCGGGACCUUGUUUAGCUGAAUCGCGUUGAGCCGAAGGAACUGGAAUCAUCCUUGAUUAAGGAAGCCGUUCAAUUGAUCUAUCCCAGGAAAGAGAAGGGGCGAGAGAGAGAGAGAGCAGAGAAGAGGGUAAUGAUGAACAGGUUCAGAAAGUGGCUGUAUAAGCCAAAGAGGUCGGACCCGCAGCUCCUCGCUCAGUUCUUCUAUGCGGAUGAGGAGCUGAACCAGGUGGCAGCUGAGCUGGACAGCUUGGACGGCAGGAAGGACCCACAGCGCUGCACACUGCUCGUUAACCAGUUCAGAUCCUGCCAGGACAACGUGUUAAGCAUCAUAAACAAAAUCAUGGAUGAAUGUAUUUCCAGUGACCGGGCGAAUCGGGACUUUUGCGUGAAGUUCCCUGAAGAAAUAAGGCACGACAACCUGGCAGGGCAGCUCUGGUUCGGGGCAGAGUGUUUAGCGGCUGGCUCGAUAAUCAUGAACCGGGAGAUCGAGAGCAUGGCGAUGCGGCCCCUGGCCAAAGACCUGACACGCAGCCUUGAGGAGGUGAGGAACAUCAUGCGAGACCAGUCCCUGCGCGACCUCAACCUCCACACCGACAAGAUGAAGGAGUCACUGCGCCACUUUGACAGCCUGUUUGCAGAGUUUGAGCUCAGUUAUGUGUCAGCGAUGGUACCUGUAAAGACCCCUAAAGAAUAUUACGUACAACAAGAAGUGAUCGUGCUCUUCUGUGAAACAGUGGAAAGGGCACUAAAGCUUGGAUACCUCACACAAGACAUGAUUGAUGACUAUGAGCCAGCACUAAUGUUUACAAUUCCAAGACUAGCCAUUGUAUGUGGGCUGGUAGUUUACUCUGAGGGACCACUGAACCUGGACCGCAAGUCUGAGGACAUGUCCGAGCUCUUCAGGCCAUUCCGCACCUUGCUGAGAAAGAUCAGGGACUUGCUGCAGGCCUUGACGGAAGAGGAGCUGUUCACACUGGAGCGUAACCUGUGCAUCUCGCAGGACGGAGAGUUCCCAGUGGUGCAGGCCCUUCCCGAGGCGGUGGUGCCACCUCCCACUCCACCCCCUCUCCUUCCAGUUCCAACCACCAUUGCCACGAGCCCCCCUGAUCCCGAGGAACCAUCUGCGUCUCCCAGCGCAGUGGGGCUGGGCAAGGGAACGGGGGACCAGCUGCUGUUGGGGAAGGCUGAGAACACAGAGGCCGAGCUGGCCUGCUCCAUGCAGUACGAUGAGCAGGAGCUGGAGCAGCUCAACAUGAUGGUGUACCGAGUGGGCGAUGAGAUGUCCUGCCUGCUCUCCCCGCCCAGCCUGUUCCAGUCCCCCGUGCACAGAGGGGGGAGCAGUGGCAACUCAAGCACUGAGGCCUCGCCAGGGAGGAGGCCACCUAGCCGAACAAACAACAACGACGAUGACGAAGAGGAAGAGGACCGUGUUUUCUUAAUGGAUGAUUUAGAUGGGACCGGAGAACCCCUGGCUGGGAUGGAUGGUUACUCCUCCUCUUGUGCUUGGAGGGAUGUCCGCUCUCCUGAGCGAGACACCAGGAAGCCUUCUGUUCAGGUCCAGAGAGAAGCUGAUGCAGUGGUGGUGCAGAACGGAUGGCCAGGGUCCUCUCUGGUGGAGGCAGCCCUGAGAAAAAACAAAAAUAGCAACACUGUAGCGCUGCAACAGCUGUCAAUUCCACCAGCAGCAGCAGGCGCCGACAGCCACAGCGUUGCUCACCUACCCUCAGAAGGGUCUGAGGAGCCCAAUGGCUGGGAGGCGGGCACUGAGGAUGUGGAAACUGCGGAGAUGAUUGCCCAGAGGACUGGCGGGAUGAAAUUAUCUGCUACCGUCAUCUUCAACCCCAAAUCCCCGUCCCUCUCCGAUCUAACAGUGGAGGCUGCUGCAGAUAAACUCCAUCUGCUGCCCCCUGCCUCUUAUGAGGAAUCCCAGUCGGAAAUUCCCUGUGAGGGGCCUCACAGGCUAAGUGGGUUGGCGGCUACGAACUGUCUGAUCAACUCAUGCGUGUGUUGUGGGAGCUGUGAUGAUGGCAUGGAAGCUCUGGGGGACAAGGGCAAGAGGUUUGCAUCUGCCAUGGUUAUAGACACUGCCAGCAGCUUAGUUGUGAACAAGGAAAUGGGUCCUCUAGAUAGUAAACUGGACUGCACAUCGUCCAUACAGGAGGGGGUAAAAAACGACUGCCCUGGCCACAGGGACGGGGUCAAGGAGCAGAAGAGCCAAAAGUGUAUCAAGUGUCUGGCCCAAACCUCAGGUACUGAGAGUGGCCAGCAGGGAGAUAAGGAGAUGUGUAGCCACCAGAGGCUGACUGAGAGAAAGAGGCAGGCCAGCGGGAGAAAGGAAAAGACAACAGAGAUGAAUGACAGGACAGCGGGCAACAGAGAGAUGGAGGAAGAUGUCAACUUGAAGUCUAGCUUGAGUUCUCAGGAUUCCCCGCUCAGUUCCAUCUCUAGCAGUGACUGUGAGAGUGUGUCUGUCACCACAUGUAGUCUGUCCAGCACAUACACGGCAAGCAGUCUGACCACCAGCUCUUACACCUCGGGUGACCUUGACCACGAGGAGAUCCAGCUGGCCCUGCACGCAGCCAAGAUGGCAGCCCGGGAGAAGAUCCGCUCCCGAUUCCACAGCAGCAGUGACCUCAUCCACCGGCUCUUCGUCUGUAUCUCAGGUGUGGCUGAUCAGCUGCAGACCAACUACGCCAGUGAUCUCAGAAACAUCUUGAAGACGUUGUUUGAAGUCAUGGCAACAAAGCCUGAACUGGAGGACAAGGACAAGCAGAAGAAAGGUGGCCAGGGCCUGAGAAGUGCGGCACUGGAGGACUGCGCUUUGUGUCAGGAAAGCAUUUCAUCUUCUGAAAUCGCUGCCAAGGCCAGGGAUGGGGAAUUUGAAGACCCCCCGGACUGGGUUCCAGACGAGGUCUGCAGCUACUGCACUGCCUGUGAGGCUCCCUUCACUGUCAUCCGCAGGAAGCACCACUGCAGGAGCUGCGGCAAGAUCUUCUGCUCCCGCUGCUCCUCGCACUCCGCCCCCUUGCCCCGGUACGGGCAGGUGAAACCUGUGAGGGUGUGCACUCACUGCUACAUGUUCCACGUCACCCCCUUCUACAGAGACAAGACAGGGAUCUGACGCCAGCCCUGGCCUGGGGCGGCGGAAUGCACAGGGACACCUUCUAUUACAAACAAAUAACACUGCUUCAAAUGAUUCAUAUUAAAGAAGUACAUUGGAAAACAAUGGAAGCUUCCUGUGGACCCCGCUAAAAGCUUUAACGGACCCUUUUUGUACAGACUAUUUUUAAUUAAAAACAGAAAAGUCGUUUAAUAGGAAGCUGCUGAAAGAGAAGCUCUGAACAACCCCUAGCCAGAUGACUACAUUCUUCCACAUGUUUCUGUAAUACUCUGCAUUGAUAUUAUUGGUGUUCUAAUGCUGGACAGAGAAAGGGAACACUUCUUCUUCUGCUACACUGGGAAGGAGCAGGGCUCAGACAAUAAACCGCUUUGCUGCAUUGCUAUGUAACACUUCCUGGAGUGGCAGUUUACAUGGUAUUACCUUGAAACAGCAGCCAGGGCAUUGUCAUUAGAUACUGUGCACAGCCAAGGCAAUAUAUAAUUCUAUAAACUCUGAUGAAUGUGUGUGAAUAAAUAGACUGGUUUUCAUGGCUUGUAUGCCAAGCACUUUCUUUGCUUUGUUUUUUCUGAGACUCACUCACACUGUUUGAGGAAUUCACUCCAGAUUGGAUGCAUUUUGUAUCAAGGGCAAAAUACUCUAGUUUGGCAGAACGUGCUGUCUCA